Parnassius mnemosyne (clouded apollo) is the source of this 1470-nucleotide messenger RNA. The record is from the annotation of a GenBank genome assembly. Lineage: Eukaryota; Metazoa; Arthropoda; Insecta; Lepidoptera; Papilionidae.
AUGGAAGAAAAGUUAAAUGAAAUGGAACAAGCUGGUAUCAUCACAAGGACAUCAACGCCUUACAGUAGUCCAUUGACAUUCACUCUUAAAAAAGACGGCUCAAUUAGAGUUCUGCUUGAUGCCAGAAGCAUAAAUAAGAAAAUGGUUGCAGAAACAGAGAAACCACCUAUACAAUUAGAUGUUUUGAAUUCAUUUCACGGAGCGAAUUAUAUCACUACCAUUGACUUAAAUAAUGCAUAUUUUCAAAUUCCGAUAAAUAAAGAUGGUAGAAAAUAUACUGGAUUCACAUUCAAUGGAAAGUCAUAUGUAUAUAAUGUUUUGCCGCAAGGAUUAAAAACAUCAGUAGGAAGCUUUAGCAGAGCCAUGAAUUUAAUAUUAGGACCAGAAGUCCAAGAAUUUUGUGUGAACUAUUUAGAUGAUCUAGCCAUUAUUACAACAGGAACGUUAGAUAAACAUUUGGAGCACAUUGAUAUUGUUUUAAGUAAAUUGAACAAAGCUGGCUUAACGUGUAACUUGCAGAAAUGUGAAUUUAUUUGUAAAGAAAUUAAAAUGCUGGGUUUUAUAAUUUCAACAGAAGGCAUAAAGACAGAUCGCGAUAAGAUUCGAGCGAUCCAAGAGUUUCCAGCACCUAAAAAGAUUAAACAAUUAAGGGCCUUUUUAGGUCUAUGCAAUUUUUAUAGAAGGUUUAUACCAAAUUACAGCGAGAGCAUAAUACCGCUCUGUGAUUUACUUAAAAAGGGACGAAAGUUCCAAUGGAGCGGUAAAGAACAGAAGGCAUUUGAUUUUAUAAAACAACAAUUUAUUAAUACAAUACAAUUGCAUCAUCCAGACUUUAAUAAGCCGUAUUAUUUACAAACAGAUUGUUCCGGUGUGGGUAUGGCCGGAGUACUAUAUCAGAUAGAUGAUAAUAAUGAAAUGAGAAUUUUAGGCUAUUAUAGUAAAGCCUUAAAAGGCCCCGAAUUAAAUUGGUCUGUUACUGAACAAGAGUUUUAUGCUGUAAUAAGCUGCCUAAAGAAAUUUGAAACAUAUUUGCGGGGCAGUAAAGUAAUAAUACUAACUGAUCAUAAAGCAUUAUUGUUUAUUAAUAAUAUGAAGUUAUUCAAUGGUAGAGUAACCCGAUGGAUUUUGUAUAUAGAACAAUUUAAUUAUGAAGUACAGCAUAUAUCGGGUAGACGUAAUAUUGUUGCAGAUGUGCUAUCACGUUAUCCUCCUGAUGGCGAUUUAAUACAAGAGGAUAAAAAUAAUAGUUUAGAAAUUGCUUACACAGAGAGCGAACCGAAUAUUGAGUUGAUAGAAAAAUUAAAAUCCUUAACAGUAUAUCAAUUACAAGAUUCAGAGUCGUUGGCUAUUAUUGAAAAGUUAAAGACAUUAAAUACUUCCAUAAUAAAACAAAACAAUAAAUUUAAAAGAUAUAGUUUGAAAAAUGAUGUAUUACAAAACGAAUUUACAAGAAGUAAUAUAUUUACCUAA